Molecule: messenger RNA, 1233 nt
Organism: Penicillium nucicola
Lineage: Eukaryota; Fungi; Ascomycota; Eurotiomycetes; Eurotiales; Aspergillaceae
Product: thiamine pyrophosphate-dependent dehydrogenase E1 component subunit alpha
Exons: 5
Coding region: 1-1233 (410 amino acids)
Biological process (GO): branched-chain amino acid catabolic process
Molecular function (GO): oxidoreductase activity, acting on the aldehyde or oxo group of donors, disulfide as acceptor
Source: RefSeq, a predicted model, not a curated record
AUGGGGUUGAACCUUCGUGCUACGAAUAGUCGCCUAACCACCAAGAUGAACUUUCUCAAGCCCGCUGAGAUACCUCCUAUUUCGACCUACCAUGUAUUGGACUGUGAUGGUUUGGUAAAAGAUACAAGUCGAGGGCCACCAGAUGUCACUGACGAGGAGGUUCUUGAAUGGUACAAUAACAUGCUAACCGUCAACAUCAUGGACAACAUUAUGUUUGAAGCCCAGCGCCAUGGUCGUCUGAGCUUUUACAUGGUGUCUGCGGGAGAGGAGGCUGUGACUGUUGGUUCUGCAGCGGCUUUGGAUGCCAGAGAUGUGAUCACUUGCCAAUACCGAGAGACCGGGGUUUUUGUCCAGCGAGGCUUUACUCUGAAAGACUUUAUGAGUCAAUUGACUGCCAAUCACAACGAUCCAGGAAAAGGGCGCAACAUGCCAGUACAUUACAGCGGGAAAAGCAAAGUCAACAUUCAUGCCGUUGCCUCGACUCUUGCCACGCAGAUUCCACAUGCUACCGGGGCCGCAUAUGCGCUCAAAAUGGACGCACUAGAAAAUCCCGACCAGUCCGCUCAGGUUGCGGCGAGCUAUUUUGGCGAGGGAGCUGCAAGCGAAGGUGAUUUUCAUGCAGCGCUUAAUGUAGCCGCCGUGAGAAAAUGUCCUGUCAUCUUCCUUUGUCGUAAUAACGGCUUCGCUAUCUCAACCCCUACCAGUGAACAGUAUAUCGGAGAUGGUGUUGCAGUGCGUGGCAUGAGCUACGGUAUUGAGUCUCUUCGGGUCGAUGGAACCGACAUUUUUGCCGUCUAUGAGGCAACAAAACAAGCUCGACGAAUGGCUCUGGAGGAUGGAGGACGACCUAUUCUCCUUGAGUUCAUGAGCUACCGGGUUUCUCACCACAGCACAAGCGAUGAUAGCUUUGCGUACCGCAACCGAAGCGAUGUUGAAACUUGGAAAUCUAAAAACGAUCCAAUCUCACGCUUGAGACAGUGGAUGGAGAAUAAGGGUCUCUGGGAUGCAAAUAAAGACAGGAAAUUGCGCGAGCAAAUUAGGAGUGAUGUUUUACGGGAACUUGUUGAUGCCGAAAAGGAAAAGAAGCCAGCGCUUCGGGGAAUUUUUGAGGAUGUGUAUGCUGAGGUAACAGAGGAGGCAAAGGAACAGAGGGAGGAGCUCAAGCGCCUUUUGAAAGAAUAUCCAGAAGAGUACGACACCAACGAGCACGAGGAAGGUAUUCAAGGAUUGUAA